AAGUGACCGGAGGUGUAGGAGUCCCUCGCUCUCUUUUUCUUUCCUGCUUUCCCUUCUCCAACAUUCCCCCCCGGACGCCGACGCCACACAUCUAGAGCCACAGCGACCACGAUGGCCAGACGCCUCCAUUCUCAGUGAUCUGUGAGCAUGUUGGCCUUAUGAGAUCCAGGUUGACUGCAGAGGCGGAGCUCAGACGAAUCGCAGAGAACUACACCACACUGGUUUCCUUCAUGUCUGGCCACAGCCAGCCAGCAAGUUGGCCAGCAAGCAGCAAUGACAGUGACGUACUCCCGCAGAGUUGCUGAUGCAGGUCUGGGGACCUUCUUUCACCUGCUCCUGAGAUGGAAGGGCAGCAUCUAUAAACUAGUCUACAGAGAACUCGUCAUCUUCAGCCUACUCUACUCCUUCUUCAGUAUUGUUUAUAGGUUUGUGUUGAACGAGGACCAGAGGAAGCUGUUUGAGAAGCUCUCCAUAUACUGCGACCGCUACGCAGAGCUCAUCCCUGUGUCGUUUGUGUUGGGUUUCUACGUGACCUUGGUCGUGUCCCGCUGGUGGGGCCAGUAUGAGAACGUACCCUGGCCAGACCGCCUGGCGGCUUUAGUAGGAGGUCAUGUUCGCGGGGCAGAUGAGUCCGCCCGGCUGACUCGUAGGACUCUGAUGAGGUACGCCAACCUGUCUGGAGUUCUCAUCUACCGCUCCGUCAGCACGGCCGUCUACAAGAGGUUCCCCACCAUGGAGCAUCUGGUGCAGGCAGGUUUGAUGACGUCAGAAGAGCUGAGGCACCUGGAAGAUUUGCCGUCGCCUCAUAACAAGUUCUGGGUGCCCUGCAUGUGGUUCGUCAGCCUGGCUCUGAGAGCACGGACCGAGGGUCGCAUCAACAACGACGUGGCCCUCACAGCCAUUCUCACGGAGUUGAAUAGUUUACGGGCAAAGUGUAUGAAGCUGUACGGUUAUGACUGGAUCAGCCUGCCUCUUGUCUAUACUCAGGUGGUUACCGUGGCAGUCUACAGCUUCUUCCUGGCUUGUCUCAUCGGUCGUCAGUUCUUGGAUCCAGCUCAGGGGUACCCUGGUCACGAUCUGGACUUCUACCUGCCUGUUUUUACCCUGCUGCAGUUUUUCUUCUAUGUCGGUUGGCUGAAGGUGGCUGAGCAACUCAUAAAUCCUUUUGGCGAAGACGACGAUGACUUUGAAACCAACUGGCUUGUUGAUCGUAAUUUGCAGGUGUCCUUGUUGUCUGUGGAUGAGAUGUACGACAGCCUGCCGCUGGUUGAGAAGGACAUGUACUGGAAUGAGUCUGAACCGCGGCCUCCAUAUACAGCUGCCAGUGCUGAACACCGCAAACCCUCCUUCAUGGGCUCAGCGCUGGAUAUCAGUGUUCCUAAGGAGGAGAUGGAGUUUCAGUCCAAUCUGGAGCAGAUCAAAGAGCACGAGGAAGCCAACUACUCCACCCCGCUGCUUGGAGGUCUGGGUCGUCUUCUCGGUGUCCACUCCCCCAGCUUCCCUCGCUCCUCCCGCGUCUCUCUGCUGCGCCGCCGCCCUGGAGCUCCACUGAGCCGCUUCCCUCUUUACCUGCACCAGGAGGCUCCGCUGACUCAAAACCGCCAGCCUCUGAACCAGGAGCGAGACCCCGACUACGCUUUCUCCACCACGCCCUUGUAUGAGAGACCGGGCUUCUACAGCUGCCCACAAACCCCCAUCCACUGCGUGCCCCCUGCACUGCCCCGACCCCGACCUGCCCGGAGAACCCAAAACGAGUGGGAUCGCAGCUGCAGCUCCCUCGCUCAUCCAAUGGCGGGCUCGCAGGUGCUACCUCCCGAUACCCCUAACCACAUCCCCCCACCACCGUCCUCUGCUUUCCCCUGGCUGAGUGAGGACGGCGAGAUGCAGAGCGCCCCCACCUUCUCCUUCCCCGAGCCUCUACCUGAACUUUCCCCAAUAUCUAAGCUCAGACCGGGACAAGGCCUGCUGUCGAGGCGGCCCCCGCCUCCUCGCCUCACUCUAGACACCCUCCCGCCGGCUGAGAGCCAGGCUGGACCCCCAAGCGCUCGGGCCGCAGGGAGUGGAGGAGAAAGGGUAUUCUCGUUCACUCCUCCAUCUCGCGCAGCGGCAGCAAAUCCCAGUAAUCCCAACAGCAGCUCUAGCAGCAUUAAUGCAACAAGCGCCAACGGUGCCGGCACGACGGGAAGUCUCUGCAACGGUACAAGUCAGAGUAAUUUUAGUAACCAUGGGAAUUUCAGCAGCAACAUGAGGGCGAGCAAUGGGGGCACCAACGGCGGGCUCAGCAAUAACAUGAACACAGUUUCCACUUCAGCGCCUUCGCAGCAAGAAACCAAUCAGCAGAAUUCACCCAAUGAUUCAGGAAUCUCAUUGGCUGAAGGGGACCUGUUGGGCGUCCUGGUGGACGGAGGGGCGAGCAAGACAGCGGGAGGGAGCGAGCACGACUGAGAAAAGAAACAGCAUUUAAAACAUUUCUCAACAGCAAGGGCCAUGUUGCUUCUGAGAUUUUUUCCAUCUGGAGACAGCCUGCCCAUACGUGAAAAUUAUUCGUUCCAAGCACCGAGUAUUAAACUACUUGUAAUGCUAAAAGCACCUUAUGAGAUUUAAUGGUCAAGAUGUAAAGGAAAAAAUCAAAGAAAAUUUUUCCUCUACAGUGACAAGAGGCCAAAAUGUGUAUAUCCGUAACCUACGGUAGUCUUAAC
Molecule: messenger RNA, 2699 nt
Organism: Mugil cephalus (flathead mullet)
Lineage: Eukaryota; Metazoa; Chordata; Actinopteri; Mugiliformes; Mugilidae
Gene: best1
Product: bestrophin 1
Exons: 10
Coding region: 274-2445 (723 amino acids)
Molecular function (GO): chloride channel activity
Source: RefSeq, a predicted model, not a curated record